Messenger RNA from Protopterus annectens (West African lungfish), 1601 nucleotides. RefSeq names its product MAD2L1 binding protein (gene MAD2L1BP). The transcript is spliced from 3 exons. Gene Ontology annotation, cellular component: nucleus. Lineage: Eukaryota; Metazoa; Chordata; Ceratodontiformes; Protopteridae. Gene Ontology annotation, biological process: regulation of exit from mitosis. The record is from RefSeq and is a predicted model, not a curated record. Bases 321 to 1427 code for a protein of 368 amino acids.
ACAUAAUUGUAACAGACCACAGCGAUUGAUUGCGGAACUUUGGGGACCAGUUUAAAACCGGAAAUGAUCCACAAUAUUAUGAGAUAGUGCUACAUAGAGUUCCGAUCUCAGUUGUGCCGCUAGUUUGAUCUAAAAUAUACAUGUUAGACUACGUUUUCCUUUUCUAUUGUUCUCAUCCGUCAAUAACGAAACAAACCUACGAGUCAAACCAAACUGUUGGAGUUACAGCCCCAAAACUCCCGCGAUGCCUUGCGAGAAUUUGUUCUAAGGUGGAGGGAAGGUUUAAAUCUGACAGCUUUUAUUAGUAUUUCAGGACUCUGAUGGCAGAUGAUAGUAAUUCUUUAUUGGAUGAGUGUUUUCUUCUGCCAGAUGGCACUAUUCCAGUUAAGGGCAGUGUACCAGAAGGAGAUACUGUAGUGGAUGCGCAUAAAAUAAGUCCAGGACGCGAUGGUAAAUAUUUGUGCUAUGGAGCAGACAAAAGUUCUAAUGAAAGUCGUGCUUGGAGAAACUUUCAUCUUGGGGCAAAGAAGAAUGAAGAAACGGUGUUCCCUCUCGACUCUUCCUUAUGUAGAUCUGGAAGUAAGAAUAACACCAGAAGCUCAAGAGAGGAGGUGUGUCAGAUUGAAAGUCAAGAAACAAGAAGGCAAACUGUUCUAGCCAGUGAGACAUCUAUCGAUCUAGGUGUUCAGGAUGCAAAUGAGUUUCAUGGAGAGAUAUCAAGGAUUCUUCCGGAUGGCAGCUGCCUGGUCCCUGUGGUGUUUCCUGGUUGUAUCGCUCAAGAAAGCUGCUGCAAGUUUGUCUGUGAAAUUUUCAAACAUGUACUAUACCAAAGAGCACAGCUACCAUUACCUUACGAUCAACUUGUCUUUUUCCAUAAAAAACAAGAAACUAAUCAGACAAGAGAAGCGACAACACAGAAGAGCUCUUGGAACCUAGAUCGAGAUAGCAAAAAGCAGCAGAAGGUUUUGUCCGAGUUGGAAGAGGUGCUUAGUAACAUUGAGACGCUCUUUACGUUGACAUUUGUUCCCCGGGUUCUUAUCUUGCUGGGAGGUAGUGUGGUAUGCCCAAAGGAGAUGUAUGAAAUUGUUCUAGAGGGUGUCUCCCUUGGAAAUGGUGAGGAGAGCCUUAAAACAUCCAGCUGUGUACGUAGAAUCUUCCAUGCACUCUUCAUUGCAGAUAUCUUCAGUGAAUUGAAGACCGAGUCCUUAAUGAGUGUGAUGGUUCUUUUGCAGGGUCACAGAGACUGUGGGACACAGUGGUUCCGUCCUAAACUGGAUUAUAAAGUUCCCGCCAGAGGUAAAAGGUUGACUAUCAGUUUGUCUUCUAGUGGCACAGACUUUGGUUUAUCCUUAAAACAAGCAACUCCAGAUUCUGAUAACUACAUCUGGUUCCAGGCACCAGUGACUAUUAAGGGAUUUCGUAUGUGACAAUAUUCUUCUGGCAACUUGGAUUUUUCACCAAAUGUUUUGGUUGUACUGCAUAUUUCUUUUUUGAAUGUGGGAAUGAUUAUAACCUUUGUUGCAUUUUGUUUCAGAACACACUGUGCACACAACAUAUUGUGAUGUAACUUAUUGGGGGGGUGCAUAAUUUGCUUUGAAUUA